AAAUAAUUUGAGUCUGUAUGAUAGUACCCACAAUAUAAGGCCAUGCUAAGACACCUGUACCACCGGGAGAGGAUAGCCCUGACCCUGACACGCUGUGUGUCCACUAACCGGACCCAGACACCUGCUGAGAAGGGUAAAAGAGGUUAUCAGUCAGACUCAGCUCCUCAGAAACUACUUAACGAGCAUCUCCAAGACAAGGAAGCAGAAGAACUGAUAAAAGGGUACCGAAGUUGGGGUUACAGACACGCAGCCACGUCCCCCUUCGGACACAGCGACCAGACAUCGCCUCUCACAGAGAUACUAUCUAACAGUGAUGACAGCAAGUUGAGGAAGGUUCUAGACGGUUUAUACUGCGGAGGAAUAGGUGUACAGUUCAUGCACAUUCCAGAUACGGACAAACAGAACUUUAUAUCAGAUCUUAUAGAGAAUAGGCCAGUUUUGAGCGAGGAGGAGCUUGUUAGAGUUACCCAGACGCUAAUAAGAUGUGAGAACCUGGAUAACUUCCUCGCUAACAAGUACAGUAACUUGAAGCAGUACGGAGGGCAGGGUGCUGAGGGUACUGUCGCUUUUUGUGAACUUCUCUUCAACCUCUGUCCUAGGAACAAGGUUGAAGAUGUUGUUAUCGCUAUAGCACACAGAGGGCGAAUAAGCCUUCUGACAGAACUACUACAACUGCCUUAUCUUAGACUACUUAAGAAGUAUGGGGGAGACCGGGAGUUUCAUCCUGACGAGAGAUCAAUCGGGGACGUGUUAUCCCACCUGUGGCAGUCUGCUGAUCUGGAGCAGCCGAGUGGAGGAAAUGUUCACGUGUCUCUUCUACCUAACCCGUCUCAUCUCGAGGUCGCUAACAGUGUGGCACUCGGUAAAGUUAGAGCUAAACAAAGACUCAAAAAGUCAGCCCCCUACUACGGAGAUAGCAGGAAUUCACCCCUGGCUCUCCUUAUCCAUGGUGAUGCUGCUUUCAGCGGACAAGGAGUCUCUAUGGAAAAUGCAAUGAUGUCUAAGUUGGAUGGGUAUUCCUCUAACGGGUCAGUACACUUGAUAACGAACAAUCUGAUAGGCUUCACUGCUCAGCAAGGAGCUCAAUGUAGUUCCUUUACUGCAGGGGACAUAGGCAGAAUGUACGAUGUGCCAGUUCUCUCCGUGGACGGUCUGGAUAUCCACUCUAUAUACCAGGCUGCUGUCAUGGCCAUUGAGUGGAGAACUAGAUAUCAGGAAGAUAUUAUCAUAGAUCUGCAGUGUUACCGGCUGCACGGCCACAACCAACACGAUGAGCCCCGCUUUACAAACCCUCUUAUGUACAAUAUUAUAGACCAGUUGAAACCCCUUCAAGAUAGGAUUGUAAGCGAGCUUGUAAAGGAUCAGGUCGUUCCUGAGGAUUUCGUAAAAACAGUGGAAGCAGAACAAAACGUAGAACUGAGCUCAGCUCACAAAACAUGUGCUGAUUACACACCACCGCGCAUGUGCUUCACAGGCAACUGGGAUCAGAUGACCCAGGCAGGAUCAGAUCUCACGACAUGGCAGACAGGGUACAAUUUGGAGGAUCUGAGAUGUGUUGGAGUUAAGAGCACGGAACUGCCGGAGGGGUUCCAGCACCAUCCCACUCUUAAUAGAGCUCAUAUCAACAAGCGAGCCAAGAUGAUGGAGACAGGUGAAGGAAUAGACUGGGCAAUGGGUGAAGCACUAGCGUUCGGCUCCCUACUCUUGCAGGGUUACAAUGUUCGCUUAUCAGGGGAGGAUGUGUCACGAGGUACGUUCUCUAACAGACACGUGACCAUGUACGAUCAGAAUACGGGGCAUCCUUACACUUCCCUCAAUCAUCUUCACACCGAGCAGACCACUAAGUUAGAAGCGAUAGACAGUUUGUUAUCCGAGGAAGGUGUUGUAGGGUUUGAGUACGGGUACAGUCUGGAGGACCCUAACUCUCUCGUACUCUGGGAGGCUCAGUUCGGAGACUUCUUCAACCCUGCCCAGGUGAUAUUUGAUCAGUUUGUAGUGAGUGGAGAAGCUAAGUGGGUCCUGCAAUCAGGGCUGGUGUCCCUACUUCCUCACGGGUACGAUGGUAACGGACCUGACCACACCUCCGCAAGACUUGAGAGGUGGCUCCAGCUCUCAGAUAGCAAGGAAUGCACUGCAGACACAGAUGAUGUGAACGUGCAAGUAGCAAACUGCACAACCCCUGCGCAGUAUUUCCACCUGCUGCGCCGCCAGAUGGUGCGCCCUUUCAGAAAACCUCUCGUGUUGAUGUCACCCAAAGCGUUACUCAGAUCACCAGAUGCAGUAUCUCAAAUAGCAGAGUUCGGUCCGGGGUCCACAUUCCAGAGAGUUAUCGGAGACGCAGCCGUCCAUAACAACGACGUGAAACGUGUUUUGAUAUGCUCUGGUAAACACUACUAUACACUUCGAAACAAACGUAAUGAACUGAAAGAUAAAAGCACUGCCAUUAUACGAGUAGAGGAACUGUGUCCAUUCCCAUCGUCAGAACUACAGCAAGAAUUAAAUAAAUAUCCUGACGCAGGGAAGUUUUGGGCUCAAGAAGAGUCUAGGAACAGUGGAGCGUGGAGUUUUGUUAAUCCUCGAGUCAAGAAUAUUCUCGGGCACGAGUUGGAGUACGCUGGGAGAAGUGAGUGCGCGGCUGCAGCAGUGGGUGUCUCCAAAGUACACGCUGUGGAGGUCAAGGAGAUCCUGAACCAGGCCUUCUCCCAUGUCCUAUAAUAUUCUUGUAUCUCACUACAAGGCUGUAUCAAAUCGAUACCCGAAUAUCAUGCAUGUCCAAUAUCAUGGACUUUUGAGGAAUAAUUAUGGUAAAAUGGAACUCUUAGAUAUUAAUGAAUUGAUAUAUGAAGUGGUAAUGAUGUUUGGUUUUUAUGAGAAUAUAUGUAAUUUUUAGGCAGUUGGAAUAGUUUUUAUAAAUACAGCAACGUUUGGACAGGAACGUCACUCAAAAAACUCCUAAUAACUCCAAAAUUGUAGUUUGAUUUUGAUUAGCACCGUACUGUAUUCAUGGUAUUUGAGGUAUUUUAUAUUUAUUUUUUGUGUAGACUGUUAUAGCCGUAGAAAGUAUAUAUACGUAUAUGUAUAUAUAAAUAUUACGUUAUUUAUUAAUAUCAAUAUCAUUAUUUAUACUGUGACCCUAUAUUAAUUGGUAUAGUACUCUUG
Bolinopsis microptera is the source of this 3159-nucleotide messenger RNA. Its product is annotated as probable 2-oxoglutarate dehydrogenase E1 component DHKTD1 homolog, mitochondrial. Bases 43 to 2715 code for a protein of 890 amino acids. The record is from RefSeq and is a predicted model, not a curated record. The transcript has 22 exons. Gene Ontology annotation, molecular function: oxoglutarate dehydrogenase (succinyl-transferring) activity; thiamine pyrophosphate binding. NCBI's taxonomy places the organism in Eukaryota, Metazoa, Ctenophora, Tentaculata, Lobata, Bolinopsidae. Gene Ontology annotation, biological process: tricarboxylic acid cycle.